Molecule: messenger RNA, 4892 nt
Organism: Rubroshorea leprosula
Lineage: Eukaryota; Viridiplantae; Streptophyta; Magnoliopsida; Malvales; Dipterocarpaceae
Source: the annotation of a GenBank genome assembly
AUUGUCUCUUAAAAUCUUAAAAAUCAUUUAGCUCAUAACUUUGUGUAUGGAUCUUAUUGAGCUACUUGUUGCCAAGGUGAAAGCCAUAAGGAAGGCAUGCUGGCGUUAAGCUCUUAAAGUGAGGCACGAUAAUUUGAGUUGGUGAUCUUCAAAUAGGCAGUAGAUGAAGCAAAGUGGGUUUUAGGUUGAAGGACGAGUAUUGAAGCUAAGAAGAUCAGGAAAAGAGAUGGAGAGCACUCGGGCUUCGGCAAGGAGCGCGGCAACCAGGAAAGACAGUGGCUAUAGACAGCGGCAAGGAUACAGGAACAGGGAAGGGUAUGGUUUUGUGCGACUAUCAGAGGUCAAGAAUGAGAUUCAAAUGGAGAGGAGACUAAAUGAGAUAUGGAUUGGCUCGUAUAAGAUGAGAGUGAAGAUUGCAAAUGAGAGACAAAGGAAAUCAUCAUUGUCUAGGAAGGUGCAAGGUGUGCUUAAAGUCAGUGGAUCAACAAGCAUCAUGAAUAGGUUGGUUCAACCAGGGCAGUCAUAUGCUCAAGCAGUGAAGGGCCAAGGAAAGAGAGAGGAUAAGGCUCCAGAACAAUCACAGGAAAAGGAAAGAAAAGAAGCCCCGAAAAUGGAAGUUGUCAAAACAAGGAUACAAGAGAAUAAGGAAGCAGAAAAAAUAGAGAAGACUAUUGAAUACAUCCCAUCGGGUGAUGAGUUGAAAUGGCUUGAGGGUGGCAUGGUGGCAGUGGUGAGGUCAAUGGCGUUGGUUUCUGAGAUUCAAGAGCAAUUGGAUGCAGAUGGAGGCUCAAUCUCGUUAUCACCAAUUGGGGGAAGACGGAUGCUAUUAACUGAGAAAGUUAUAGGGUCCUUAUCUGAUUAUAUGAAGCAUAAUGAGGAGUUGUUUGACAUGUGGUUUGAGUCGAUAACUCCAUGGGAGAAGGCUCCAGAGGAGAAAAGUCGAAUGAUGUGGGUGCGCAUAUCGGGUGUGCCAUUAAAAGCAUGGGGAGAGAGGUGUUUUCAGAUGAUCGGUGAGACAAUCGGAGAAGUUCUGUUGGUGCACGAGGACACAAAGAAGAAAGCAAUAUUAUGGGAUGGAAGAGUUCUGAUCUUCUGUUCGGAGUCUAGUAAAAUCUCUAAUCUAGUCAAGCUGAAAGUGGGUGAGCAGGUGUAUGAGAUAGAGAUUGUUGAAGAGGAGUGGCGCUCUGAUCCGGACUGGUGGUUAUCGGAGAUUGACCGAAGAAGCGACCUGGAAACGAAGUCUGAUUUCUCAAACUCGUGGUGUCAAAACGAGGAUCCGGAUUUGGAUAUGGAUGUGAUUGGCAAUGGUGAGGAUGUAAGAAACGGUUCAGAGCAUUUAAUGAAGGAUUUGGUGUCAAAUUCAAAUCUGAAAAUUGCAACGGAAAUAGAGAGUGGUAUUCAAAUAGUGCAAGAAACAGAAUUGGAAGGAGAUGCAAGCUUUGGGCUGUCCAAGGAGAUUGGGCCACAAAGAGUGAGUUUUGUUGGACCAAUAGAAGGUAGUGGGCCGACCAUCAAGUUGGGCUGGGGACAGACAAAGGAAAUCAACUUGGAGGAACCCUUUUUAGAUGCACAAAUAGAGGUGGACCCAUCGGUAAUGCAGAAAUCGACAAACACAACAAAGGGGAGCAAAAAACAGAGACUUCUUCAAGAUUGUUACCUAGAGAGCAUGGAGGAGAUCUGGGCAAAAGGAGCACCGUGGGUAACACCCAGAACAAAGCAGCAACUGGCACGAAGAAAGGGAUCUAGCCAAGCCGGGGAUGACAAGGUACACAACGCAUCUGUUGUUUCUAUAUCAGAUGGAUGUAUUGAAAAUAGAAAUAAGGUGUUGCAGAGGGAGAUGAAUAUGCAUGAGGUGCGUCGGUUGAUGGGGGUGGGGAAGAGAUUGGGUCUUAAGUUCGAUAGUAACAAGGAGCAGAUUCAAUCAAAGUUAAUAGAGGCAGUAAAUCGAGAAGGGGCAGAGAGGAGAGACGCGAAAGGGAGGGGCUUGGGUGGGUCAUUGAAAAAAAACGAAGUGAGAAGGUUGGUUCAAGAAGAGAAGCCGGAUUUUCUGUUCCUGCAGGAAACAAAGUUAGAAAAAGUGGAUGUAGGUAUCUGUAGACAGUUAUGGAAUUCAGAUGAGGUUGAUUGGGUUGCAAAGGGCUCUUCCGGAGCUUCAGGUGGUUUACUAUGUACGUGGGAUAGUCGGCGGUUUGUUAAGAGGGAAGAUUUUUCUGGUGAUGGGCUCGUGGGACUGGUAGAGGAAUGGGGAGCUAAUAAAAGGCAAUAUUCUUUAAUUAACGUCUAUGGUCCAAAUGAUAGACAGAAGAAGGCUAGUUUGUGGGAGGAACUGAGGAAAAUGGUGACAGACAAGGAAGGGUGUUGGUUGAUAGUAGGGGACUUUAAUGCAGUCAGAGGGCCUGAGGAGAGACGAGGUAGAACAGGAGAGAGCCCAGACAUGAAGGAUUUUGAUGAGUUUAUUGUGACAACUGAUUUGGUGGAUGUUAAAUUGUCGAAUAAAAGUUAUACAUGGUACAAGCCAGAUGGCACAACAAGGAGUAGAUUGGACAGAUUCCUAUUGAGUACGGAGAUGAGUAAUAUGGAAGGAGAGUGGAUACAACAAGGAUUGCCAAGGAAUAUCUCUGAUCAUUGUGCUAUUGUGUUGAAGUCCAGAACAACAGAUUGGGGACCAAGACCCUUUCGGGUUUUGGAUGCAUGGCAACAACACCCUGAUUUUAAGAAGUUUGUAGAAGAUAAAUGGAGGGAGAUGGAGGUGGAGGGUUAUGCAGGGUAUAAGUGCCAGCAAAAACUGAAAUUGCUAAAAGGUUUUUUAAAGGGCUGGAACAAGGAAGUCUUUAGGAACAUGGAAGCUCAAUAUGAGCAAGCUGUAAAAAAGAUUGAGCAAGUUGAUAUGCAGAACGAGAUAUCUGAUCUGGAAGAUGCUGAGAUUGUGAAAAGACAAGAAGGUUUUUCUGAGAUGUGGGAUGUUUUGAGAAAGAAGGAACUUAUCUGGAAGCAGAAGUCAAGGACAAAGGUGCUGGGUAAUAGAUUGAAGUCUGUGAUAUCAGAAAUAGUAAGUGAAACGCAAUCUGCUUUUGUGGGGGGCCGUCAGUUGGUGGAUAGUGUCUUGGUGCUGAAUGAAGUUGUGGAUGAAUUUAAGAAGACGAAACAGCCAGCUUUCGUUUUUAAAGCAGACUUCGAAAAAGCAUAUGACUGCGUAGAUUGGUCCUUUUUGGAUUGGAUGAUGGAGAGAUUUGGAUUUGGAAUAAAGUGGAGAGGCUGGAUUAUGGAAUGCCUUUCAACGGUGAGAAUCUCGGUUCUGGUAAACGGAAGCCCGACAAAGGAAUUUGAGGUGGGUAAAGGAUUGAGACAAGGUGAUCCUCUAUCUCCUUUUCUCUUCUUGAUGAUUGCAGAGGGGUUACAAGGUCUGGUACAGAGAGCAAUAAAGGAGGGAAUGUUGCAUGGGAUUGAGAUUGGAAAGAAUGGUCUGUCCGUGUCAUUGCUCCAGUUUGCUGAUGAUACAGUUAUUAUGGGUAGAGUGAAUGUUGAGAAUAUACGUACGGUGAAGGACAUUCUAAAAUGGUUUGAGCUUAUGUCGGGAUUGAGGAUUAAUUUCAGCAAGAGCAGUAUUUUUGGUUAUAAUGUGACGGAGAAAUGGCUAAAAGGAUCAGCGGGAAAAUGGUGGUAUAGGUUAGGUGACGGGGUCGAGAGCUUAUGGAAAAGGGUGGUGAGGGAGAAAUAUUAUGGUGGUAGGAGGGAGGUCGAUAUUACUUCAGUUGAGUGUUUCAAGGUGUCAAAGAUUUGGAGGGACAUUAUUAGGAUAGGGGGUCUGUCUCUCAACCUUAGGAAUAUGUUGGUUGAGGGUUUCAAGUGGGAAGUGGGUGAUGGAAAUAGAGUGGUUUUUUGGUGUGAUAGGUGGAUUGGUGUUAAAAGUCUUAGGGAUUUAUUUCCAAGGUUAUUUGCACUAUCUGUAAAGAAGAAAGGAAAGGUUUCUGAGAUGGGGUCUUGGGAAGAGGGUAGAUGGCAUUGGCGGGUGGAGUGGAGGAGGGGUACAUUAGGGCGAGAGAAAGAUGAGGAGGAGCUGUUGGAGAAGUUGCUGGAGAAUGUCAAAUUAAAGGAGGGGGCAGGGGAUGUUUGGAAGUGGGUUCAUGUGUUGGAUGGCAAAUAUGGGGUGUUGAGGUGGUGGGGGUUGGAGUUUGUUUUGCCUAACACAGUAAGGGGAGUGGCAGAGUUUUUCAUUGGUAGUUUGGGAAGCAUUGUUGGAAAGGAGAUGGGCUCAUGUAUUUUCCUAGUGGUUGCCUGGUACUUAUGGUAUAGACGGAAUGUUCAAGUGUUUCGGAAAGAUGAAGGAUUACCAGAAAAUCUGCUGGAAAGGAUGCAAGUUAAAACAUUUAUAUGGAUUAAAUCCAAAGUCAACGGCUGUGUUUUUUCUUUUUGCGAUUGGCAAUCUCGCCCAAUGGAGUGUGCUAUGGCUGUCAAAAAUCAUAAAAGGCUGAGGAAGCAGUUCUUUAAAGCUCGUGUGCCCUCUGGUUGAUGGAUAGGCGGGGAUGUUUUGUCUCCAAAUGUGGUGUUUUUGGGCACCUGACGCUUUUUGUUUGUGAUUUUAUUAGCUUUGUCAAUCUCUGGUUUUUAGGAGAUUAGCUAUCCUCUGUUUGUGAGUUGUGGUGUUCAAGCUGCCAAAGUAGCAGCAAAUGGAAAGACGUGAGAGCUGCAAUAUGAUGAUUACAGAGUAGCAGCAAAGUGACAGCACAAUGGAGCUUCACAUAUGCUACAAGAAAUGGCAGUAAAUCUUUGAAUGUAAUCUUUUGUUUUAAAUGCUUAAUAUUUUCUUGUAUUGGGUAAAAUGUUAGGUGAGAAAAAAAUUGUUUUUUAUUGUAUUGUUUCUGCUAUAAAUGUAGUAAAAUAUCAAUGAUAUC